Messenger RNA from Elephantulus edwardii (Cape elephant shrew), 688 nucleotides. It is a transcript of the gene UBE2S, whose product is annotated as ubiquitin-conjugating enzyme E2S. The record is from RefSeq and is a predicted model, not a curated record. Lineage: Eukaryota; Metazoa; Chordata; Mammalia; Macroscelidea; Macroscelididae.
AGGAAAGGGGGCCGGGGGGACCCGCCCCCGGUCGGCCGCAACCAUGAACUCCAACGUGGAGAACCUGCCCCCACACAUCAUCCGCCUGGUGUAUAAGGAGGUGACCACGCUGACUGCCGACCCCCCCGACGGCAUCAAGGUCUUCCCCAACGAGGAGGACCUCACUGAACUGCAGGUCACCAUCGAGGGCCCCGAGGGCACCCCCUAUGCCGGAGGCCUCUUCCGUAUGAAGCUCCUUCUCGGGAAGGACUUCCCUGCCUCCCCUCCAAAGGGCUACUUCCUGACCAAGAUCUUCCACCCCAACGUGGGCUCCAACGGCGAGAUCUGUGUCAACGUGCUGAAGAGGGACUGGACGGCGGAGCUGGGCAUCCGCCACGUGCUGCUGACCAUCAAGUGCCUGCUGAUCCACCCGAACCCCGAGUCCGCGCUCAACGAGGAGGCGGGCCGCCUUCUGCUGGAGAACUACGAGGAAUACGCGGCCCGCGCCCGCCUGCUCACGGAGAUCCACGGGGGCGCUGCGCCCAGCACCACCACGGCCGGGGGCGCCGCGGCCGCAGACCCCACGCUCCCCGGGCUCCCGGGCGCCGACGGGCCCAUGGCCAAGAAGCACGCGGGCGAGCGCGACAGGAAGCUGGCGGCCAAGAAGAAGAUGGACAAGGACAAGAAGCGGGCGCUGCGGCGGCUGUAG